GUGCGCAUGAUACACAAAUUUCGAAUAACCAAAUCUCGCCAUAUAAACUUUAAUGAAGUAUUAUUUAACAUGGAAAGUUACACAGGAAUCAUCGAAUAAACCAAUUGUGCUUUAAAAUCAUGACUUAUAGUUAACAUGAUUAAACACAGUUUUUACAAACUUUUUGAUUGUAAAACAUGCUUUAAAUUUAGAUUAACACGAGUGAAUUUUAAAUUCUAUUAUUUGAUGAUAAAUUAUAUUUAUUUUAUGGGAGCAUCUGUUGAGAACUUAAAUAAAAUAAGUUCAAGUAGUCAGCCAAGACGAUGUACUUACGAGAAUGUUUUGGCAAACCACACUUUUAUUCGAAAUAAACAAGCCGGUAUUUUUACACACCUUGGUCAUACAACAAACAUACACGAAUGUAAAGCGCUUUGCUGCAAACAAACUGAUUGCGAUGUCGCAUUUAUGCCUGAGAAUCAUUGUUAUGCCGUCUCAUGUUUUAGCGAUCAACACUGCGCAACCACUCCGGCAAACGCGGAAAACUUUAAUGUGCAAUUGGUUAAAGUGAGAAGAGUCGUUAUUCCCGAUCCUGGAGCUACUGCGCCGGGAGAAGAAGAUAUAAUAAGGUCAAGCUUACCAGGUCUCCAAAAAGAUGAAGACAUUAAUAAAAAAGAAGAAGUGGAAGUGCAAAGUCUUAAUCUUUAUGAAGAACUUUUAUGCACUCACAGUCCGAUAUUGUAUAAUGUUACGCUAAAAGGUGGGUCAAAAGGUGGCCAGUUCACAGACCUUGGUUUAGUUGAAAAUAUGGAAAUUUGCAUUGAGCUGUGUUGUGAAAUCAAAGAGUGUGACCUUUCGUUCAUGAUUGAUUCAACAUGUAUUGCUGUUCACUGCUCAAAUGAAGAACUUUGCCAAACUGUGAAGGCAAAACCUAGUACAAAAUCUCCAAAAAUUGCGUAUAUAAGACGUAAAGAAAAAGCACAUAAACACAGAGCAUCUUUGCAUCCCCAACUUGUUCAACCAAUUGUUAAGUUUCAUGAAAAGCCAGCUCCAGUUCUUCGCCCUAGUACAUGUCAAGCACGAAAAAUAUACAAUAAUGCAACUCUUAUUGGUGGCAUGCGCGCUGGAAAUUACACAUCACUUGGAAAAGCUACUCAUUUACAAGAUUGUAUAGGACGUGCAUGUGACUUAAAUGAAGGUCACCUUGCUAUUAUGCUUGGACAGUAUUGUUACUCUGUCACAUGUAAAAAUCAACGAAUUUGUCAAACAGUGCCUGCCAUACCUUCACAUUUGAAACCAAAAGUAGCAUACUUGGCAUGGACUCAAGAACCUAUCGAACAAGAUACGAUAACAAAUAUGGCUGAGAGUGAUUUUUUUGUGAAUCACAAGCGUUAUCCUAAAUGUAAGCGUAGCCAUAUAAUGUACAAUCAUACAUUGAAAGGUGGCUUGCGUGCAGGAAAUUUUUCAAUGUUGGCAUCAGUUGAUGAUAUUGAAGUUUGUGCUGCCUUGUGUUGCGAAGAAAAGGACUGCGAUCUUGCUCUAAUGAUUGGAGAUAAUUGUUAUGCUGGUGAUUGUGCUAGCCCAGAGCUUUGCUCUGCUGUACCAGUACCUGCUGGCGCAGCUCAGCGAUCUCAAAUAGCAUAUAUAACAGCACCUGGUAGAAAAAAGUCUGAGGACAGAUGGGAAAAUUCAGAUUGGAGCAUGGUGUAUUUGAUUGUGAGUGGGUUAGUUAUUGGAAUUAGUUUACUUGGAACAGCAUGGACUGUUUGCUUGUGUGCCUUGAGGAGAAAUCAGAGAAAGUUGCUAAAACGCAAGAAAGAAAAUCUUUCAAAACUUGUUCGUGUUGAACGUUCGACGUCCAUGAAAGAUCUUCCAUUAAACGAAGACUUGAUGCUCAAAGAUGAACCAAUCGGAACUUCGUCAAGGAAUAGUUUUAACUAAAGAUUUCAACUCAUCAUCUGAACUUUUUUCUUUACUUUGAAAUAAUUUUAUCUUUAUUUUUAUAAUUACUUGCAGUUUUCUUUUUUAGCAUUUAUUGCCUUUAAUUAUUCUGCGUUUUAUUCAUUUAAAUUAUUCUGCAUUUAAUUUUUUCUAAUUAUUCUGCAUUCUAAUGUUUUAUAUCUUUUAUUCUUUUUUAAUUUUUACUCAAAAUAAGAGGACACACGAAUUUACACGAUAACUUCUUACUUGAUCGUUUACACGUUUACACGAUAACUUCUUACUUGAUCGUUUAUUUCUACGAAUUGUUUUACGUGUUUUGUAUAAAAUUAUGACUUGCAAAUGCGAAAAGUGGUGGAUUGGACAAAUCAAUCCAUAUAUGAUUAUAAAAGCAUCCUCCAAUCAGGUAUGAUAAUUAAGAUUCUAACACCAAUCAGGUAUGAUGGUUAUAAGGGCUACUCGUUAAUAAACCCGUUAAAAAGAGUACAGCAUACCAUUUGGUUUUGUUCGAUAUAUUUUUGUUAAUGAGUUUCGUGCCAAACAAUUUUUUCGAAAAUGUAAAUAGUUAUUGUUUAUAUGGAUAUAGUAAUAGAAUUUUGUAAUAAAAACAUAAAUUUAUAGUCAUUUUCUUA
Molecule: messenger RNA, 2546 nt
Organism: Hydra vulgaris (swiftwater hydra)
Lineage: Eukaryota; Metazoa; Cnidaria; Hydrozoa; Anthoathecata; Hydridae
Biological process (GO): neuron migration
Cellular component (GO): membrane; cytoplasmic vesicle
Source: RefSeq, a predicted model, not a curated record